This is a messenger RNA of Guyanagaster necrorhizus, 750 nucleotides long. RefSeq names its product single hybrid motif-containing protein. The record is from RefSeq and is a predicted model, not a curated record. Gene Ontology annotation, biological process: pyruvate decarboxylation to acetyl-CoA. The transcript has 5 exons. Gene Ontology annotation, cellular component: pyruvate dehydrogenase complex. Bases 1 to 750 code for a protein of 249 amino acids. NCBI's taxonomy places the organism in Eukaryota, Fungi, Basidiomycota, Agaricomycetes, Agaricales, Physalacriaceae. Gene Ontology annotation, molecular function: dihydrolipoyllysine-residue acetyltransferase activity.
AUGCUGAGGCUCACCUCAACAGUUGCUCGUCGCCAGAGCAUCCAAAAGAACGUUUACAAGCUGGGAAUACGUGCGUUUAAUGGGUCUCGAGCUCGUCCAGCAAUCAUGAUGCCAGCGAUGUCACCACUCUGCAAUGAGGCCACUAUUACUCGGUGGAUGAAGAAAGAGGGGGAAUCAUUUGUUGCUGGUGACUCCCUUCUCCAAAUUGAAUCCGAUGUAGCCGUGGUAGACGUUGUCGCCGAGAGUCCAGGUAUCAUAGGAAAGAUACUUAUACCAGCUGGGACACGUUGCGCAUAUCAACAAGUGAUUGCCACUGUGGCGAAAAAUGCUGAGGAACUGGCGCAGCUCCGAGCUCAAGGUCAAGCGCCGCCUCCUCCGCCAGCGACCUUUGUCUCUCCUAGUGCUUUUCCAAGAGCCUCUGCACCUCCUGUGUACUCGCCUGCUCCUCGCCGCUCGUCCACGCCGGCAGCUCAUUUCGAACGGUCACCUUCUCCUUUGACGAAUUCAGUGAUUCAUCGCUCGUCUGCGGAUACCCACCAUCACCAUACCGCCACUUCACGUGGUAUGUCGACUGGUCAUGGCUAUCAAAGCGGUCGCUCCGCACCAACUCCCAUUCCUACAUCAACCCCUUCCUCAUCUCAGGUCGAAGGAGCAGCCCUUCGUCGUAAGAUCGUUUCUAGCAUAGGGAAGGUGUCCACCACUAAAUCUUUGGACCGGGAAACAUCCAGCUAUUUUGACGGAAUUUUGUGA